AUGAUACAAUAAAUAAAUAAUUAUAUGUUAAUUCGUGGAAUACAAGAGGCUAUUUAAGUGAUUCAGAGGGCGCUUCUUUUCAAGGACAAUUAAAACAGUUCAGAAUCAUUCAACGGAAUGAUUUUACAGCUAAAAAGAGAGGGUUUAAAAGAGGCCAAAAGAGCGGUCUAUCAAAACAAAAACCUGUUGCUCCCGCAGAGCGAAAAGUAAAAGUGGGAAAAACCUAGUCAUUGAAGCGGAAAAACUUAAAGCAAAGAACUAUAAAUUCCAGGAAAUCACCAUCCACUCAAAAGACUUCAGCAGCAAACUUGGUUUUGGGCCAUGGGCUAAACAAAUUUAAAAUUAAAACGCUGACGAAAUCGCUGAAACAUGAUUCAGCUACGCCUGCGCAGUCUCGUUCUGCUGCAUUUUAUAGCCCUGGCCAGCUCCGAAUAUGUCUACGGCGAACCCGAGUUCAAGUGCCCCAAAAAGUCCAAUGUCUUGUACCCCUGCGAAUGUGUAAAGGGCAGCGAUAAUGGCCUCUAUAUACGCUGUGAAAAUACCAAUUUGGCCACUUUGUCCGUAGCCCUUCAGAAUUUGGCCUCCUUCGAAAUGCCCAUCGAGGAGCUGACCAUCUACAAGGGACAUUUCGUACGUCUAUAUGGCCCUCUGUUUGCUCAUAUCAAGGCACGUUUCCUGAUCAUUGAGGAAACACCACUGGCCACCAUUGAGGAUUAUGUCUUUUAUGGAGUGAACAACACAUUGGAGCAACUGCACCUACUGCGCACAAAUCUAAGCCACGUAGGACCACUAGGAUUCGGUAUUCUUGGAAAAGCAAAAGAACUUGUAAUCGAUGGUCAUGCCUUUGAGCAACUGCCUAAGGAUCUUUUUGCUGGCCAAGAAAUUGCCAAUAGCCUAGGGACCAUCAGGGUUACCAAUGGAAACCUGAGUGAUCUGCCUAUUGAAACCUUCCAACCUUUGCGAAAGCUAAAAACGCUUGACUUGCACGGCAACGAGUUGGAGAACCUGAAACGCAAUCAGUUUAAGAACCUCAGAGAACUAGAGGUUCUGGAUAUUAGCCACAACCAGAUCAAAAAGCUGGAGGCGCAGCACAUAGCUGAUCUCACAAAGAUGGGAUGGUGCAAUGUUUCCCAUAAUGCCUUAAGCGAGCUAAGUCGAGGAACCUUUGCCAGAAACUCUGUGCUUAAAGUGCUCCAUUUGUCCCACAACAAAAUUUCUCGUCUGGAUGCAAAUAGUUUCAGGGGAAUGCGUUUCCUGCGACGACUUUUCCUAAGUGAUAAUGUGCUUACGGAUAUUGGGCGCGGUACUUUUGGUUCGAUCGCCCGCAUUGGAACUAUUGAUUUAGCUCGAAACCAACUGAAAAAGGUCGAAUACCAGAUGUUUACCCAGAUGAACUAUGUGGAGUUGCUCGAUUUGGCGGAGAACAACAUAGCCAAAAUUGAAAAGAACUCGUUCAAGGACAUUUACCAGGCUGUGAUAAACGUCUCGCACAAUGCUUUGGAACUUAUAGAAACAGCUGCCUUUGAAAACUGCGUAAACAUAACGGUUCUUGACCUGUCCCAUAAUCUCUUGACCAACUUUUCGCGCCGCAGCUUCGAUGAGACCACUUUUGCCACCUAUUUUCAGCUAAGCUACAAUAAUCUCACAAACUUAGCGCAGAUUCCCCUUCAAAAUAUGACGGGCUUGAAAGUAUUGAAUGCCUCGCACAACAACAUAGCCGAGAUACCCAAGAACUGUUUUCCGAAGCUCUAUGAACUGCACACUAUUGAUGUUUCGCACAACAACAUCUCCAGCAUUUUUAAUGGAGUUUUUCAAACCCUGUUUUCCCUACGAUCCAUUGAUCUGAGUUAUAAUAGCAUGCGGGAGGUCAAGUCCUCCACUUUUGGCACUUUGCCAACCCUCUUGGAGAUGGAUCUCAGUCAUAAUGAAUUGGAGGAUCUCUCUCGAGGAUCUCUGGCCAAGUUGACUAGCCUGCGGCAGCUGUACUUGAAUAACAAUCAGUUGGAUAAACUCUUCCAGCUGCCCAUUUCCCUGAAUGAACUGCAUUUCAGCCAUAACCAACUGACGGAAAUUCCUGCGGGCACCUGGCCGGUAAUGAACUCACUUAUUUAUUUAGAUCUUAGCCAUAAUCAAUUAGGUGAUAGCCUGAAUGGUCUAAGUUUUACGGGUCUAUUGGUCGUGCAACGUUUGAAGCUGCAGAAUAAUGGCAUCAGCCAGCCACCACGCGAGGCAGUAGCUGUCAUGUCAACAUUGCAGUAUUUGUAUUUGGAGAACAAUAACAUUACCACCCUUGAGCGCAGUGCCUUUGGCAAGCUGCCAGUACUGUUUGAGUUAAAUCUGUAUGGCAACCAAGUUACGGACAUAAGCAAACGAGCUUUUGAGGGCCUGCUGCAGUUGCUUACUCUAAAUCUAUCAUCCAAUGGAAUCCAGCAGCUGCAAAAUGACAUCUUUAUUGGCCUACCCUCGCUGCGAAAUCUUGAUCUGUCCUUUAACUCCCUCACCAAAUUGGACAACAAAACCAAUGGCGUCCUGGACGAUUUACUCAGUUUGGAAACCUUGGAUUUGAGCCACAAUCGUAUAAGUUUUGUGACCAAGAAGACUUUUCCCUCACAUCAGUACAUUCCGUACAAUCUGAGGAACCUGAACCUGAGCUACAACCGAAUGCCCGUGCUUACCUAUGACAUUACCUUUGGGACCAAGAAGCUGUUUAAGUUGGAUGUGUCCCACAACCAGAUCAACGAUCUUAGGAGAGGAGUUAUUUCCAAUUUCACUUCCCUUCAAAGUCUGGACAUGUCCUACAAUGAGCUGGCAAAUCUGGCAUCUGAGGAGCACAUCUUCGACCUGCCACAAAACCUGAGCAGCCUGGAUCUGUCCCACAAUCAAAUCUACCACCUGCCCUUCGCCAACCUGGUGAAGGUUAGCUCUUUGAAACAUGUUGAUCUUACCAACAAUAGUUUGGAGGAUAUUCCCGCCUCCGUAGUGAGCAGCAUGCGGAAUGGUAGCCAAGUGCUCCUUGCUGCGAAUCCCCUGCACUGCGGAUGCAAUGCGCGCCCUCUGAAGUACUUUAUGCUGCAGCAAACGGUGCCCAGCGAGGAUUUGCAGAGCAUCUACUGCGGCACACCAGCUUUGAUAAAGGACAAGCAGCUUAUUUCUUUGGAAGAUGAGUACCUGCACUGCGACGAGGACGAGCGGGAGAGGUAUAAGGGCUUUGACUAUGAACAGCUUACCGAUGUCCGUUUCCGAGAAGUGAAAACUACCAAAACUGGCUUGUUGACCCUAAGCUGGUAUGUGUCCGGCACUUCAGACGUCGCAGACUUCCAAGUGUAUAUCCGCAGCAGCAGCAACGAGGUGCUAUACCAAUCGGAUUACGCGUACAACAAUCGAACUGCCCAGAUUUCAGUGGAAAAACUCGAGGAGCUUGGAGAAGAUAAACUGCGUGCCGCUGAAAUAUGCAUAUUAUCCCGGGAUAGCGACGGCAACAUCCGCAAGUGGUUCUCCGGUCAGUGUCAGCAGCUGCCAUCUCUCAAGCGUCCCAGGACUUUCUUCUUCGGAAACUUUCAGGUUAGGGGUGGAGUUUCCAGUACUUCCAGCAGCCUACCUCACUGCCUUUUGUAUAUAAUACUCGUGUUGUUUGUUGCCCGUUUGUAUUAAGAUAUUAUAUUAUACAGUUCUUAUCAAUUUUAUCAACAUUAUUUUGUUUAACUGUUGUUAAAUUUGUAACCGAUAGCCAUUUACAUAUGUAUAUCCAAAAAAGCUUUGGCAAAAAAUGUUGCCUGGUCCUUUACAAAAGGAUCAAGGUCCAAACUAUUCUCUAUGUACAAUAUAUUGUAUGGGUACAAAUUUGUCAACAGUUAAACAAAAAAUUGUUUAAGACAAACACAGAAUUUCGAUGUGAACUGUACGAAAGAUGUCCAAAUUCGAACUUAAAAUUGUAUACAUCCCA
This is a messenger RNA of Drosophila suzukii, 3943 nucleotides long. Lineage: Eukaryota; Metazoa; Arthropoda; Insecta; Diptera; Drosophilidae. The record is from RefSeq and is a predicted model, not a curated record.